Molecule: messenger RNA, 1432 nt
Organism: Larimichthys crocea (large yellow croaker)
Lineage: Eukaryota; Metazoa; Chordata; Actinopteri; Sciaenidae
Product: 3-oxoacyl-[acyl-carrier-protein] reductase FabG
Exons: 8
Coding region: 107-904 (265 amino acids)
Molecular function (GO): oxidoreductase activity
Source: RefSeq, a predicted model, not a curated record
UGUGUGGACUUGAACUACAAAUGAACUACAAAUACCCCACGCGUCAAACUGCGUCAUCUGUAGUGGACGGCUCUAUCAAGUUCAUGCAAACUGCUUGCAAACAAUUAUGGCCUCAGACGAUGCGUUUAAAGUGUCUUCCCUGAAGGGGAAAGUGGCCCUGAUAACGGGUGCCAGCUCGGGUAUCGGGGCCGGCACAAGCGUCCUGUUCGCCAAACUCGGAGCCCUGCUGGCCCUGAACGGCCGCGACGUGGAAAACCUGAACAAAGUGGCCAAACAGUGCACCGACUGUGGAGCUGCUGAGCCUUUGCUCGUUCCCGGAGACCUCACUGAUGAGGAGACGGUGAAGAAGACAGUAGACCAAACCAUCGCUCACUUCGGACGACUCGAUGUCCUGGUCAACAGUGCCGGUAUCCUGGCCAUGGGCAGCAUUGAGACAACAGACCUUGCUCAGUAUGACAAGAUCAUGAACAUCAACGUCAGAUCUGUAUACCACCUGACUCAACUCUGCGUGCCCCACCUGAUCAAGACCAAAGGAUCCAUCGUCAAUGUAUCCAGUGUCAAUGGACAGAGAUCGUUUCCUGGUGUGCUGGCCUAUUGCAUGUCCAAGUCUGCCAUUGAUCAGUUCACACGUUGUACAGCACUAGAACUGGCAUGUAAGCAAGUCAGAGUGAACUCUGUCUGCCCUGGUGUGAUCAUCACAGAUGUCCACAAGAGAGCAGGACUAGAUGAGGAACAGUAUGCCCAGUUUCUUGCAAAGUCCAAGCAAACCCAUGCCCUCGGCAGACCAGGGGAGGUGGAGGAAGUGGCCCAGAGCAUCGCUUUCCUGGCGUCUGAUGCUGCCAGCUUCAUUACUGGAGUCAACCUACCUAUUGAUGGUGGCCGCCAUGCCAUGUGCCCAAGAUAGAUCAUGUAUACCGAGAUAAAAUAGUGGUACCCCCUUCUCGAGUUUGCCUGUGUUUUUGUCUCAAAUAAGGCUGCAGGUGAAACAAUCUCCCUAUUGCCAUAAACAAACAAGGCAUUACCUCAAGGACACAAUUUUUCUCCAUGUUUACAGUGGUAGUAGCUGUCAGGAUUCGACAGGUCCAUGUGUGAAAUUAAUAGAAGGGAGCUAAAACGCACUGCCACAAGCAGGCAGUUUAAAUGCAUUUUGUUUCCUCACUUUAUGAGGUUUUCUUUUGAUGGGGGACAAAAAAAUGAAAAGUUGCUUAUCAACAAAGGUUUCAGACAUUUAUUGAAUUACCUGUUGAGUCAUUAGACUUCAUUUACGCAGCAUAAAAUGUCUUCAAAGACCAAACACUGUAAGCUCAUGUACCAUGUGUAAUUUAGUGUUGUGUAUUGUAAGAAAUCCUCUGAGUUUAUAGAUUGGUGGGACCAACCGUCAUUGCUGCACCUUUGAGAUUGACAAAUUAAUGAACAGGAAGGGAAAAAAAAA